AUUGGAAUGGGACUCGUUUCUGUGUCUUUGCUGCAUUUUCUGCUUUUAAAUGUUCGGCUGGGCUCUGGAGCUCCGGCUCCAUCUGCGGGUGAAGUGUUUCUGUCCGGUCAAUCAGCUGACAGCAUUUUGCGCAGACACAAACGUUACAACACUGGGCUGUUUGAGGAGUUUCUGCAGGGAAACCUGGAGAGGGAGUGUAUAGAGGAAUUAUGCGAUCUAGAAGAGGCGAGGGAGACAUUCGAGAAAGAUGAAAAGACAAUGGAAUUUUGGGCAGGAUAUACAGAUGGUAAUCAGUGUAUGUCAGGGCCAUGCCUGAACCAGGGGUCAUGUAAAGACCUCCUGGGCUCCUACACCUGCACAUGUGCAUCUGGCUUCACUGGGAGGAACUGUGAGAUUGUUAUAGCAAAAAGAUGCGAUGUGAACAAUGGAGACUGUAUGCACUUCUGUGACUCAUUAGGAGUCUUUAGAGCAAAAUGCUCCUGUGCUACAGGAUACAGGCUGAUGCAGGAUGGUGUCAGCUGUGAAGCAGAAGUUGAAUUCCCAUGUGGCAGAACUGCCCUGACAGCACAGAGUGGAGUAUAUACAAGAUCUGUGCUCCACUAUGAGAAUGCAAACACCACUUCGCUGACCGACACGAACACUACUCCAUACCCUCCCUCAACUCCAGCCCCUACCACAGUAUCGUUUAUGGACACAAGAAAUAGACGAAAGAAACUGCCCCUGUGGGUAUACAGUGACACUGAGGCCCCCACUGAGGAGCCAGUUAGGCCUUAUAAACGUAUCGUUGGAGGUGAAGUGGUCCUACCAGGAGAGAUCCCAUGGCAGGUAGCCUUGGUAGCACAUCCCAGUGGUCAUAUAUUCUGUGGGGGAUCCAUUCUGAGCGAACACUGGGUUAUCACUGCUGCUCAUUGCCUGAUAGAGGCACAAGGCUCCUUCUUCGUCAGAGUGGGUGAGAAUAACAUCAACAUCAAUGAAGGCACGGAGCAGAAUCAUGAUGUGAAGGAGAAGCACAUUCACCCACGCUACAAUGCCACUCUAAGCUUAUACAACCAUGACAUCGCCCUCCUCUAUCUCAAAAGCCCCAUCACCUUCUCCAAGGUAGUGCGACCCAUCUGCAUAGGGCCCAUGACGUUCAUUGAGGCCUUAGUGAAGGAUUCCUCCCCAGCUACAGUCAGCGGCUGGGGCAGAACACGCUUCCUUGGAGCCACGGCCAAGACGCUGCAGAAAGUCGAGGUUCCCUUCACAGAUCGCACAGAGUGCACGCAGAGCAGCAGCCAAAGGAUCACCUCUGUCAUGUUUUGUGCAGGAUACUAUAAUGAGGCCAAAGAUGCCUGUCAGGGCGACAGUGGAGGCCCUCACGCAAACAGUAUUCAUAAUACAUGGUUCCUCACAGGCAUCGUAAGCUGGGGGGAAGAAUGUGCAAAACAAGGGAAAUAUGGUGUGUACACCCGGAUCUCUCUUUAUUACAACUGGAUAAACCAUGUUAUGGGGGUAACUAAACACAGGAUGGCAUUUGAUUAUGAAAACCCUGACCCGUAAAAAUAAAAAAGUAUUGAAACAUUCAAACCCACUUCAGGUUGAAAAACUGCAAGCUGCUUUUUAACUGUAAGAAUUUGGCAUGCAAAUGAAUUCAUAUAAACACAAGUACAGCUUGUAGAUGUUGUAAAAAAAAGCGGAUAUUUAAAGUUUUUUUUAAAGGAGUGAAAAUUAUUAGACUACAAAAAUUCUAGCAUUCAAUUCAACAACAGAAGCACAAUAAGCUGUAAAAAUGCACGUGUAAAGAGAAAUACAUGAACAUGCUUAAAUAGUGUUGAGACCUAUGAUUUAAUAUGCCCUUUCAUACUUCUAUGCAAAUAAAUAUAAGACAAAAUACCAGUUCAUCUGCC
Molecule: messenger RNA, 1886 nt
Organism: Pelmatolapia mariae (spotted tilapia)
Lineage: Eukaryota; Metazoa; Chordata; Actinopteri; Cichliformes; Cichlidae
Gene: f9a
Product: coagulation factor IXa
Exons: 8
Coding region: 7-1539 (510 amino acids)
Biological process (GO): proteolysis; blood coagulation
Cellular component (GO): extracellular region
Molecular function (GO): calcium ion binding; serine-type endopeptidase activity
Source: RefSeq, a predicted model, not a curated record